CAUCAGUAAAUGCUAAAUUUGGCAAUAUUCACAACUUUGUUGGAUAGUUAGUGUGCCAUUCCGAUCACAGUAAAAACAUAUUCCGACAGUCCAUGAAUGCAGCCUUGGGUUUGGUUUAUACCAAACGCUUGCAAAAUGCUAAAGGAAAAUACGUUAUUUUGGCAUCUAUGUGAAGAACAACACGUCCUUAAAAACUCUGUAUAACAUAGUAGGCUCACAAUGGAUGAAGAAACAAAGAUGCGAACCAGAUGUCAUCUUUUGGACUUGCCCUGGGAGGAUGUACUUGUUCCACAUAUUUUGUGCUAUUUGCCGCUGCAACACCUUGUCAGCCUGCAGAGGGUGAGCAAGCAGUUCCACAGCCUCAUCCAGAUGUAUUUGGCCAACUGCAGGACUUUUGAUCUGUCCUCGAUUGGACCAUCCAUUCCCAAGGAAGCAUUUUGCUCCAUCUUAAAGGACAACAAACUUCUCCACAACCUCUCACUCCAGAACUGUUCAGCCUGGGUGACAGACAAGGAGCUGCUGCCAGUUAUCGGCCAGAACCAACACCUGCAGAGAGUGGACAUGAGCGGAUGUGUUUGGCUCACCCGUCACUCCCUGGUGGCCGUGUCCUUGAGCUGCAUGCACCUCCAGAACCUCGGCCUGGCGCACUGCGAGUGGGUGGACAGCCUGUCCCUGCGCAGCCUGGCUGACCACUGCAGGGGGCUGCAGUCCAUUGACCUCACAGCCUGCCGCCAGCUCAAAGACGACGCCAUCUGCUACCUGGCCAAGAAGUGUUUGAAGUUGAGGUCUCUAUCUUGUGCAGUCAACGCCAACGUCACUGACGAAUCGGUAGAGGAGGUGGCCAAAAACUGCAGGGGCCUGGAGCAGCUGGACCUGACAGGCUGCCUGCGGGUCAGGAACCAGUCCAUCAGGACUCUUGCAGAGUACUGCCCGAAGCUGCAGUCCUUGAAGGUGAAUCACUGUCACAAUGUGACAGAGUCAAGCCUGGAUCCUCUACGGAAGCGCAAUGUAGUGAUAGAUGUUGAGCCUCCUUUACAGAGGGCUCUGGUGCUUCUUCAGGAUGUGCUGGGGUUUGCUCCCUUUAUCAAUCUCCAGAUAUAGCCAAAGGGCCAUCUAUCAGGUGUACGUGAGUUGCUUUCACGUCAAGACAAUUCAAGAAGACCUGGAUGUUUUUACACUCAAGUUUAAAUAUAAUGUUGACAAAAACACUCACUGGAGUGUGAUCAAAAAUGCAUAUUUAAGAUGAAACUGAAAACAAGUUUGCAUUUGCAAAUGACUGAAGAAAGCCAUGUACUUUUAAGAAUUGCUGCCUCAUGUCCAAAAGAUGUCACUGCACUAUUUGGCAAUCAUUCAGUGUUGUAAUAAUUGUGGCUAUUUAAGUACAGACAAUUAAGUAAAGUGUAUUGUUUUGUUGGUUUUUUAACAAACUACAUACUUUACUUUGUGUGUAUGACACUUUAAGAAACAUUUAAUCUUAUGUUUCAUUUAGAAACAUUAAAAAAAACGUUUGAGUUUAAUUAAACAUUUCAUUUUGCAUGGAUGUGCCAGUUUAAAGGAUAAAUUCACCCAAAUCAUGCGAAAACAUUUUAUCUCACUUGCGCCUUCAUGUGUCCAGGUUUUUUUGUGUGUCUCCACUACUGAGACUUCUGCUUUCACCAAAAUACAAUGAAGGUGAAUGCAAUUUUGUUAGUGGUGCUUAGGCAUGGGCCGGUUACCGGUUUCAAGGUAUACCGUGGUUUGAAAAAUUUUCAAAACCACUGAACUUUUCUGUCAUACAGUUCCUAAGAUAUGAACUGUUUUUGGUGAGUGGUCAAGGACAUAAAGUGCAGUUUAGAAAUCCCUCUCCCUGCCAGUGUGCAGUGGGUUAAAUACAUUGUGUUCAAUGGAAAAACCUUUUUUUUUUACCCAGACAUUUAAAAAAAUUAAUACAUUUUAAAGCUGUAAUUGCAAUACAGUGAAACCGUGAUAUUUUCCCUGAAGGUUAUCAUGCCGUCAGAAUCUUAUACCGGCCUAUGCCUAGUGGUGCUGACCAUGUGUCUUCCAGAAACGAUGUCCUGGCUCCUCAGGAUAAUCCACAGACCUCACUGUCAACCGUGUUUUAACUGCUUCCAAAUAAAAACUGUUGACAAGCUU
This is a messenger RNA of Perca fluviatilis (European perch), 2133 nucleotides long. RefSeq names its product F-box and leucine-rich repeat protein 15 (gene fbxl15). Lineage: Eukaryota; Metazoa; Chordata; Actinopteri; Perciformes; Percidae. The record is from RefSeq and is a predicted model, not a curated record. Bases 220 to 1101 code for a protein of 293 amino acids. The transcript is spliced from 5 exons. Gene Ontology annotation, molecular function: protein binding.